AAGAAGAAAUGUGGUCCUGCAUAGUUUUCCUAUUUGUAUGACAUUUGCCUUUGUUUCGGUUGAUAUAGUCUGUCUUAUUGUCUCUCUGAUAAAUUUAGUAGAUGGGUUGUUCAAUAUGGUUCAAUCUCAGUCAACUCUUCUUCUUCAUUCUCUCAUUCGUCCAACUAACUCCUUCCCGUGCACAACUUUGCCCUCAAGACCAGAGUUUUGCAUUGCUCCAGUUUAAGAAACAAUUUUCCUUCGAUGAAUCUGCUUCACAGGUAUGUGAAUUUCGCAACAUAAUUCCUUCUUAUCCAAAGCUCAAAUCUUGGAAGAACGGUACUGAUUGUUGCUCGUGGGAUGGGGUGGAGUGUGAUUGGAGGACCGGUAAUGUAAUCGGCCUUGACCUCAGCUGCAGCUGCCUAUAUGGCACCAUCCAUCCCAACAGCACCCUCUUUCUCCCUCCUUAUAUUCAAAGGCUCAACCUUGCUUACAACGACUUUGUUUCCUCUCCAUUUCCAUCUAAUUCAUUUGAUCGGUUUUCCAAAUUGACAAAUUUGAACCUCUCUUCCUCUGGAUUCUCAGGCCAAAUCCCAUUAGAAAUUUCGGAACUAUCUAAUCUGGUUUCACUUGAUUUGUCAUCGAAUAGUCAAUUGAGAUUGGAGAAAGCUGGUUUUGAAUUGCUUGUUCAAAACUUGACCCAACUGAGAGAGCUUAAUCUUGAUGAAGUAAACAUCUCUUCGGUGAUACCACGUUCCUUGUUAAAUCUAACUUCUUUAACAUUUCUCAGCCUUGUCUCUUGUGAAUUCCUGGGAGAAGUUCCUGAUCAGCUAUUUCAACUGCCAAAUUUGAAGAAGUUAGAUAUAGGUUUUAAUAAGGCUCUCACCGGUCAUUUUCCAGAAUUUAACUCGAGCAGUCCCCUUCAGUCCUUAAGUCUUUACCACAUAAAUUUCUCUGGAGAAUUACCCGACUCAAUUGGAAACCUGAAGUUCUUAAAUGUUUUGAGUAUCGGCAGUUGCGGAUUGUCAGGACAAAUUCCACCAUCACUUGGGAACUUGACACAAAUCAGUUCGUUGUUCCUUGAUAGAAACAAUUUCAUCGGUAAGGUUCCACCUUCGCUUUCAAACCUUGAGCAGCUCAUUGUUUUAUAUCUUUCGGACAACCAUUUCGAAGGCCCAAUCGCAAGUGUUUUUCCUACUAUGAAAAAUCUUAGAUAUUUAGAUCUCGGAACGAAUAACUUCAGUGGGCAGAUCUCAUCAUUAUUUGCCAACGCAACACUACAACAACUCGUUGUUCUAAGCUUGUCAUAUAAUCAACUAUCUGGAACUCUACCUUCACAAGUAAAUGGGCUUUCACAUUUAAGGGAGCUCAGCCUAGAUUAUAACUUUAUCAGUGGGGCAAUCCCAUCUUGGAUGUUUAACCUACCAGCACUGGAAUCUUUAGACCUCAGUUAUAACAAAUUGACUGGCCCCAUUAACGAAGUCCAAUUCAAUUCAUUGCGCUACCUUGAUUUGGGUUCUAACAAGCUGUAUGGUAACAUUCCAAGUUCAAUCUUCCAACUUGUGAACCUUACUUAUCUCGAUCUUUCAUCAAAUAACUUGAGUGGCAUAGUCUCUUGCAAUGCAAAUUCUCUUGGAAUUCUCAUUUUGUCUCGUAACAACUUAAGUGGUGUUACAAAGCAUUGCUUGAGAAAGUUAAGCAGGAGUCUCUUGGUGCUUGAUCUCCAGAAGAACAACUUUUAUGGGAACAUUCCUAACACAUUUACAAAGAACUGUAGCUUGGAAACUGUAAAUUUGAACAACAAUGCAUUGAGAGGGCCAGUACCAGAUUCUUUAGUAAAGUGCAGAUCGCUACAAGUUCUUGAUCUCGGAAACAACAAGAUAAAGGAUACAUUUCCAUAUUGGUUAGAAAGUCUUUCAUAUCUGCACGUUCUUAUUUUACAAUCUAACCGAUUCUACGGGCCUAUAACUACUUUCAUGACCCAAUUCCCUUCCAUAACUUGAGAGUUUUUGACAUUUCGUACAACGAUUUCACUGGGUCUCUGCCAACAAAAUAUUUCAAAAACUUCAAAGCUAUGAGGAACAUUGAUGAAACCACAUUCCGCCUAGAAUACAUGAAUAGUUAUUAUAGUAGAUAUUAUUUUGAUUCAAUUACUGUAACACUCAAAGGAUUGAGAAUUCAAAUGGAGAAAGUCCUUAAUACCUUCACAACAAUUGAUUUAUCGAAGAACAACUUUGAAGGAGAUAUUCCCAAGUUGAUAGGAAUGCUAAAUUCAGUUUGUGGCCUCAACUUAUCUCAUAACAAGCUUACGGGUCAGAUUCCGACAUCACUUGGGCAGAUGAAAAUGCUUGAAUGGUUAGACCUCUCUUCAAACAAGCUUGUUGGAGAGAUACCUCAGGAGUUAACAAGUUUGAUGUUUCUACAAGUCAUAAACCUUUCGCACAACCAACUAACAGGGCCCAUACCUCAAGGCAAACAAUUCGAUUCAUUCAUAGAGAACUCAUAUGAGGGCAACUCUGGACUAUGUGGAUUGCCAUUGUCGAAAUCAUGCGGCCACUCUGGAGCACCACCACAAUGGGUAUUGCAACAAGAUGAUUCUUCAGAGUCUCCUAGUGGAUUCGUGUGGAAAGUGACAUUCAUGGGGUAUGGAUGUGGAUUGGUACUUGGGCUUUCUAUGGGAUAUAUUAUGUUCUCAAUUGGAAGGCCUAAGUGGAUUGUAAGGCUCA
This is a messenger RNA of Ilex paraguariensis (yerba mate), 2705 nucleotides long. NCBI's taxonomy places the organism in Eukaryota, Viridiplantae, Streptophyta, Magnoliopsida, Aquifoliales, Aquifoliaceae. The record is from the annotation of a GenBank genome assembly.